Messenger RNA from Ailuropoda melanoleuca (giant panda), 5232 nucleotides. It is a transcript of the gene PROM2, whose product is annotated as prominin 2. Gene Ontology annotation, cellular component: prominosome; cell surface; cilium. The transcript has 24 exons. NCBI's taxonomy places the organism in Eukaryota, Metazoa, Chordata, Mammalia, Carnivora, Ursidae. Bases 455 to 3037 code for a protein of 860 amino acids. Gene Ontology annotation, molecular function: cholesterol binding. The record is from RefSeq and is a predicted model, not a curated record.
CUGGUUUUGUGCCUUCUGCCAGCCCUUGGCCAGGGCUUCCCUGGGUGGCUGUUUUCCCAGUCCCAGACUGGGCUGUUGGGUCUGGGUAUGGAAUAUAGUAUUUGAAAUGGGGCCACCAAACGGUGCAGAGCUCCCGAGGUGACUCCCCUACCUAGCUCGGAGGCGGCCCUCCCGGGAGGGUCUGAGGAGGGGGGAGUGGCGCGGGCUCCCACCCCAGGCAGCCGAGGGCGGGUCCGGGCCAGGCCCUGCCCCUCUACCCCAGGCCUCCGCCCCUGCCCUUCCAGCGCUGCGGGCGGGCGCACAGGUAGCUCCAGGAGCCCAAACCUGUCGGGCCGGUUUUGAGAGCCACGGGGACGCCGGCUGGUGAAGGAUGCACGGCCUGCCCUGCGCUCUGUCCGCAUCCCCGGCCGCCUGAGCCCCGUCCUGCCUGCCCCGCAGCCCCCCGGCCCACCCCAUGACGCGCGCGCCCGGCCUCCUGGCGCCCCUGCUGGGGCUGGGGCUGGGGCUGGGGCUGGGGCUGGGGCUGGGGCUGGGCCUGAGCCCGCCGGGGGCGGGGGCCGCGGACUGCGGGUCCCUCGGCCGCGCAGAACGCCUGGUGUUCGCGCCAGCGGCCAGGGUCCAUUGGCUGGCCCCUCGCGUCCGCCCAACCGGGGCCCUGAACCCCCUGUACGGCACCGUGCGCCGCUUCCUCUCCGUGGUGCAGCUCAACCCCUUCCCCGCCGAGCUGGUAAAGACCUUGCUGAAUGAGCCAUCCUCCGUGAAGGUGGAUGAGGUGGUGCGGUACGAGGCGGGCUACGUGGUGUGUGCUGUGAUCGCCGGCCUCUACCUGCUGGUGGUGCCCAUUGCCGGGCUGUGUUUCUGUUGUUGCCGCUGCCGCCGGCGCUGUGGGGGCCGAGUGAAGACGGAGCACAAGGCCCUGGCCUGUGAGCGGGGCACCCUCAUGGCCUUCCUGCUGAUGACCACCCUCGUGCUACUGACUGGUGUGGUCUGUGCCUUUGUCACCAACCAGCACAUGCACGAGCAGGUGGGCCCCAGUGUUGAGGCCAUGCCUGAGAUUCUGCUCAGCCUCCGGGGCCUGGUCUCCGAUGUCCCUCAGGAGCUGCAGGCCGUGGCACAGCAGUUCUCCCUUCCCCAGAAGCGAGUCUUGGAGGACCUGGACGGUGUCGGCAUGAGCAUUGGGCAUACCAUCCACUCCCAGCUCAGGAGCACCGUGUAUGAGGUGCUGGCCUCCGUGAGCAGCCUAGGCCAGGCCCUGCAGGUCUCUGUGGAUCACCUCCAAGCCCUGAACAGCACGUUGCUGGAACUGCGGAAGGGACAGCAGGACCUGGAGCCGGCCGUCCGUGAGCGCCGUGAGCGCCUCCUCGCCCUGCUGCAGGAGCCCGGCUGCCAGGGCUGCACCGAGGCCCGGAGCCGGGCCAGUGCCCUGGAGCUGGGAGCUGACUUCCGGCAGGUAUCCCCUGUGGACGAUGUCCUGCAUCGGCUGAGGGGCGUCCCAGAGGCCAACUUCUCUGGCAUGGUCCAGGAGGAGAACAACACCUUCAAUGCCCUUCCGCUCCUGGCAGGCUUGCAGAUGGCCAACGUGGUCAAAGAGCUGAAGAAGGUGGUGGCCCAGAGGCCUGAAGGGCUGACGACACUGGCCGAAGAGUUCCCAGGCUGGGAGGCCGCCUCUCGCUGGAGCCGGGCGUUGGAGGAGGUGGAAGAGAGGAGCCGCCCCUACCUGAAGGAGGUGCAGAGAUACGAGAAAUACAGGUGGAUUUUGGGCUGCGUGUUGUGCUCCGCGGUCCUGCUUGUGGUCGUCUGUAACCUGUUGGGCCUCAACCUGGGCAUCUGGGGGCUGUCUGCCAGGGAGGACCCCAGCCACUCGGAAGCCAAGGGAGAGGCUGGAGCCUGCUUCCUCCUAAUAGGUGCGGGCUUCAGCUUCCUCUUAGCUGCGCCCCUCGUCCUCCUUGUCUUUGCCACCUUCCUGGUGGGCGGCAACGUGCAGACGCUGGUGUGCCAGAGCUGGGAGAGCAAGGAGCUCUACAAGUUUGCAGACACCCCAGGGAACUUGCCCCCGUCCAUGAACUUGUCUCAGCUUCUUGGCCUGAAGAAGAACAUCAGCAUCCUCCUGGCCUAUCAGCAGUGCAGGGAAGGGGCUGCGCUCUGGAGUGUCCUGCAGCUCAAUGACUCCUACGACCUGGAGAAGCACCUGAAUAUCAGCCAGUACACUGCCAAGCUGCAGCAGGAGUUGCAGAACCUCAAAGUAGACAUGAAGAAUCUGGACCUGCUGAGCCCAGCCGCCCACCGGGACCUGGAAGCCCUGCAGAGCAGUGGGAUCGAGAAAGUCCACUAUUCCAGCUUCCUUGUUCAGAUCCAGAAGCCCGUGGUGAACACCAACAUGGAGAAGCUGGCCCAGGAGCUGGAAGAACUGGCCCGGACCCAAGUGAGAAGGGGCCAGAGACACCACUGGGCAGGCAGGAGUCAGAGAGAGGCCCGGGAGGGCAGUUCUGUGCUGGGGCAGCAGCUGCAGGAGGAGGCCCAAGGGCUCAGAAACCUCUAUCAGGAGAGGGUCCUCCCCCAGCAGAGCCUUGUGGCUGAGCUCAACUUCACUGUCAGGGCCCUGGCAUCCUCAGCCCCGAAUCUCCAGGUGGAGACCUCUGGUGUCUUGGACAAGGUCACUUACCUAAAAGGAGAGCUGCCAACCUGGGCCACCAGCAUCUUGAGGAAUGAAAGUGAGUGUUUCCUGACCCGGGAGGUGGGUUACUUCUCCCAGUAUGUGGCCUGGGUAAGAGAGGAGGUGACUCAGCGCAUUGCCACCUGCCAGCCUCUCUCCGCAGCCCUGGACAAUGGCCGUGUGGUCCUGUGUGACAUGAUGGUUGACCCCUGGAACGCCUUCUGGUUCUGCCUGGCAUGGUGCACCUUCUUCCUGAUCCCCAGCAUCAUCUUUGCUGUCAAGACCUCCAAAUACUUUCAUCCCAUUUGGAAACGCCUCAGUUCCACCAGCUCGGAGGAGACUCAGCUUUUCCACAUCCCCCGGGUCACCUCCCUGAAGCUGUAGGACCCCAGUGGGGGCAUUUGCUGGCUGCAAGGUGAUGCCAGGGGCUGCCCGCCCUCCUCCUGCUUGGACUUGAACUGGACCAGAGGACUUCCGUUGCUCUUGCUCAGAGCACAGACUGUCAUCAGGCCUGGAUUGUCCUUCAGCUCCAGUUACCUGACCCCAUUUUACCUAUUUCUUCCCUACCCCCUUGCUGCUCAUGAACCCCUUUUAUCAUUCUCAAAAGCACAUUUAACUUUUGUUGAGCUACAGGAGCCGAUAGGUUCUCCUGGGUGUCGAUCCCUUCUCCUCCUUGCUGCAAUGUAUUAGCAUCAGGGGAAGCCUGUUCUCCACCUAUUGGAACCCCUUCCUCAGCCCCAUGGGUGAGACAGAGGCCCUGCUCAACCCCAUUCUGUCACUAUCUGCCCCAUCCCUUGCCCACGCCUCCCCCGACUCCUCUCCGAGCUCCUGCCCCUUUUCAUCAUCUGACCUGCCCACCUGUCCUAGCUUCACUCUGCCCCAGCCCUUACAUCCUCCCCCUAGGGAUACCCUUUUCCCUGUUUUGUCCUCUUUCUACCUUAACCCACUACCUUGCUGGCACCCAGGGACCCCUCCUGCCCAACUAAGCUAAUCAGGUAAAGCCACCAAGCAGGCCAGGGGCCACUGGGGCUCUGCCUCAUGGCCCUCGAGCCCUCCACUGCCCAGGCACCUGGACCUCCACAGGCUCUGGCCUGGAUUUCUGGCCACCCUGUGGAGUGAGGGAGGCCUGUCUGAGGGCUGAGCCCCUUGCCUGCACUCUGGGUUGGAAAUAGUGCUUUGUCCUGUAGCUCCUCUCUGAGCACUGGCUCCUAGGAAGGGACCUGGGACAUGGGCCAGGGUGGGGGGGUGUCACCCCUGGCUCCCCAGAAGGUAACCUCUUUGGCAACCCCCACCCAGCUUUCCCAGGAGAGAUCUGGUGGCCACAACUGGAUUUUGUACUGUGGCCCCUACUGCACCUAUCCUAUGCAUGAGGCCUAGUCCAUCCUGUGCCCUCUGCAUGCUGGAUGCUGAGUUCCAGAAACAGGGAAAAGGAGGAGGAAAGAGAAGAGAUGGACAAAACCUCAGAUCCAAAGUGUUCUCACUUCCUAAGCCUUGGCCUUGGAUCUCUGACACCAGCUCAGGCUAGGGCCCUAUAUGUAGUUGGUUUUUUGGAGGGGAGAGUCCAAGACUUCCUCUGAGGGUAGACAUCCAGGAUUACCCCAGCAAUCCGCAGAUGGGGAGUGGGACCCACUCUAGGACCAGGCAGACCUGGCUGCACUUCCUGGCUUUAAUGCUUGGUAGCUAGGACACCUUGAACAUGUUCUGUGUGUUCCCUAGACCUCAGUGUCUCCAUUUCUAAAUUGGAGAGAAUAGUCAUGACCACCUCCUGAGGCUAGAAAAAUGUGACAUUGCACGGAAAGCCCUUGGCAGGACCCUGGCACAAAACAAAUGCUCAGAUGCUGCUUUUUUUUUUUUUUUUCCUGCCAUAACUACUCUGGGCCAGGGGCCGGGCUGGGUCUUGGCAGGUACAAGGGAGGAGGGAGACGGGUCCCUGUUCAAAGGUGCGAAGCCCUUUAAGGUUACGGUCUGCUGAGUUUCAGGGGGUGUUUAUGUUGAAUUGCAUUUUACAAACCAGCAAACGAUUUGCUACUAGAAAUUAGGGUGGUGUGCACACAACGUGCUGUCACUGUUGCGAGCACACUCCAACCAGGCAUCCUUGAAUGUAGCGCAACUGCCUUUUUUUUUUUUUUUUUUGGCUUUUCCCAAAGCUUUCUGGGCUUGUUUCUCAUCUGUUGCCCUAUGCAGGGGAACUGUGGCGCCCUGCAUGUUAAGAAUGAAAUUGAUGGGAUAAAAAUAGAGAAAACAGUUAAAUAAUUUCCAGUUCUCCACCUUAUUCUUUCUCUAUGUGAGCAUACUGCACAUGGUUAUUUUAAAAUUUAAUAACUUCCUAAUAUGGAACCUCUUUGAGUCUAUUUCUAGUGUCUGUUGUUUAUCUUGGUUUUUGUUGGUUUUGCCUCGUUUCCUCACGUACUUGGUGACUUUUGAUUGAAUGCCACCCAUUGCAUCUGAAAACCUGUAGAAAUAAUCUGAGGCCUAGGAUGAAGUUAUCUACCCUCUUGAGGAUUAUGUUUCCAUCUGGUGGAUGGCUUGGGAUCUAGCAAACCAGGAUUGUUUUAAUCUAGUUUCAGGACUGAGAUGAU